GAUCGUCUGUCCAGAUCGUUAGUUACGGGAUUAAGAAACUAACAGAUUUGAAAGGAAGAGAAAAAGUUAGAACAGGAACUUAGAAUAGCGAAUGGGAAAAAACAAAAGAAAAGGAAAUUAAUGGAAACUGGAAUAACAUCAUCCCCAUACCUCGACUUGGUGCUACUGCAUACGGUUGGUUCCAAAUCGACGUUAUCGGUCUAUCAAUGUUAUGGAGGACUCUUAAAUCUUCGGUUUUCUCUUUGCUUAUUUCCAAUUUGGGUUGUUGGUCAGUUCAUCAGUGGGUUAACUACGAAUUAUUCUUCACCUGAUUAGCAGGAGGAGGAGAGAUGAUAACAAUGAUGUUCAAA
Molecule: messenger RNA, 350 nt
Organism: Aspergillus pseudonomiae
Lineage: Eukaryota; Fungi; Ascomycota; Eurotiomycetes; Eurotiales; Aspergillaceae
Exons: 1
Coding region: 121-315 (64 amino acids)
Source: RefSeq, a predicted model, not a curated record